AUUUACUCUGUCCCAGUUUGUUCCCCAGAGAGACUACUCGUGCACACAUGCCAUUUGCUCAAACAAACACAACACGCAACACCCAGUAGUGCCCAAAGUGGUCAGACAUGGAGGAGCUGGUUCUGACUCUCAGUUCACUUUGUGCAGCAUGGAUGGAGCUCUGCAGCGUGCUGGAUGGAGAACCUGAGGAGUGACAGCAUUGCGCGACACUGAUCGGAAACUUGUGCAGCCUGCAUUGCCAUGGAGUUAGGAAAAGUUUGGUCCAGACAUCAGAGGACACUGCUGAUCACCAUGAUGAUGUUCAAACUCGGUCUUCUGUGUACAGCAGCAGCAGACAAAUGUCUCUCAUCACCCUGCAACAAUGGCGCCACCUGUCUUGAACAUCUGGGUGACUAUGUGUGCCUUUGUCCCAAAGGACCCGUAUGGUACAUGGGCAAAAACUGUGAUGAGCUGUAUGACGCUUGCAUCUUGGCACCUUGCACCAACUGUACCAGCAGUCCCGGAACUGGCAAUUUCACAUGCCACUGUCCGGAUGGCUUCACAGGCCUCAACUGCACCCAGGAUGUAGACGAGUGUGAGAGCAACCCCUGCAAAGGUAUCAGGUCUUACUGUGUCAACAGAAUUGAUGCCUAUUCAUGCCACUGUCCAUAUGGAUUUGGAGGCGAAUACUGUGAGUCUAAGAUCACCACUUGCUCAGAGGAAACAUGCCACAAUAGGGGAACCUGUAUUGACAUUCCUGACAUUGGACAUCAUUGUCAGUGUCAUGCUGGAUACCAAGGGGCCAGCUGUGAAGAAAAUAUCAAUGAAUGCAAGUCUGCACCCUGUCAAAAUGGUGCCAUCUGUAAAGAUGGCGUCAAUGCCUACCAGUGUUUCUGUGUGCCUGGAUUUCAAGGCUUCCACUGUGACUUGGACAUAAAUGAAUGUGCCUCCGCACCAUGUCAAAAUAAUGGCACAUGUUUGGACGAAGUGGACAAUUACAUCUGUGAUUGUGCUGAAGGUUUCAAAGGGAUUAACUGUGAGGUAGAGAUUGAUGAGUGCGAAGUACAACCCUGCCAGAAUGGCGGUACCUGCCGAGACUAUGUUGCCACGUACACGUGUGAGUGUAUGGAUGGCUUCCAGGGUCAAGACUGUGAGAUCAACAUUGAUGAAUGUGCCAGCAUGCCAUGUCUGAAUGAAGGCAGGUGCAUUGAUGGGGUCAACAGAUAUAAGUGUGACUGUGAGGGGACAGGCUUUGAAGGUCACAACUGUGAGGAGGAUAUUCCUGAAUGUGCUUCAGGUCCAUGCCAGCAUGGAGGCACUUGCUUGGAGGGGAUCAACCAGUACAAAUGCCUCUGUUUGCCAGGUUACAAGGGAGAGAACUGCCAGGUAGAUGAAGAUGAGUGUGAGCAGUACCCCUGUGAAAAUGGCGGGGAAUGCUUCCAGCGCUCAGAUGUUGAGAACUAUGGGGUACUCCCUGAACUCAGCACAGCCAAUUUUUCCUAUGAAGAAGCAGCUGGAUUCAUCUGCUACUGUCGACCUGGAUUCACAGGAGAAAAUUGCUCUCUCAAUGUGGACGAGUGUGAGUCUGCUCCGUGUCAGCAUGGAGGAAGCUGUGAGGAUUUAGUAAACUCGUAUCAAUGUUUGUGCUCUGAUGGCUUCACAGGUAUGCAUUGUGAAGUGGAUAUCAAUGAGUGUGACAGCAAUCCCUGCCAGAACGGUGCCACGUGCGAAGAUGCUGCCAACUCUUAUAUAUGUCAGUGUCCUGCUCCAGAACCUGGUAGAGAGCCAUUGGGUGGGCGCAACUGUGAUGUUCUCCUGGUUGGCUGCCAUCAGCACCAUUGUCAACAUAAUGGCGUCUGCAUGCCUCUGCUGACAGCGUAUGGUGAGCAUAGCUACACGUGCCUCUGUGGGCCAGGCUGGACGGGAGAACUCUGCAACACCUCUACCACCUUUUCCUUCAACUCCGAGGGCUACGUCCACAUGCAGCUUCCCGUUUCUAAAAACAGAGCAAGGCAAAGUACUGAUGACUACAACUAUGGACUCCAUAUGCAGCUAAGAUUCAGGAGCACUUUGCCUGACAUGUUGUUGUACCAUCGUGGUACCAUGGAACACUUCAUCUCCCUGGAGUUAGUUCGGGGUUCUCUCCAGGCCAGGUUAAAAUGUGGGAGGUUGCUACAGGUCAUUUAUCCAGGUCCAGUCAAUGACGGCGAAUGGUACCAAGCCACUGUGACCAUGGACGAGAGACUGAUUAUGGUUGUAGAAGGACCUGGCUGUGAAGAAGGAUGUCAAGUGAAAAAUGAAGUGUACAACCAUCUGAUCUUUUUCCAGUCAAACUCCUUUCAACAGCUGUAUGUAGGAGGAGCGCCUAAGGAAUAUUUGACACUCACGUCAAGUGGGAGGAGUUUCAUUGGCUGCAUGGAAGACCUUAGAGUUGACUAUAAAUUGCUGCUUCCUCAAGACCUCAUGAGAGAGGAGAACACAGCCUUGGAAUUGGGAUGUGUCAAAGAGGAUUUGUGCCAAGACGACCCUUGCAAACAAUUGGGGUUUUGUUUGGACAUGUGGGUUGUGGCCAAAUGUCAGUGUCACCGGCCAUACUUUGGAGAAACAUGUGACAGAGAAUAUCCGUCCUGGACCUUUGGUCAUGAAAACACUACAAGCUACGCUGUCUUCAACGUCACAGAAACCCAUGGAGAAAAUUUCACCAUCUCCUUUAUAAUGCGCUCUCUUAAAAAAAAUGGCCUUCUUCUGCAGUUUCGCCGGGAGGAAAAGUCCUACCUGACAAUCUACCUGAAGGAAGCUACGGUUGCCAUCUACAGCCCUUACACCACCCUCUUGUCAGAGGCUAAGUUUGUUACAGAUGGCAAAAAUAAUUUGGUGACGAUAAAAGUAAACUAUGGCCAUGUGUUCUUCCCAAUAGCUCGGAACCAUCGCGCCUUAGGGAAUGUGAGCAUAGAGGCAGGGGAUGUUGUUUAUGUUGGAGGACUCCCUAUAGGUGAAAAUCUCAAUGACUGGGGUGGAAAAUUCAAGGGCUGCCUACAAGACAUUCGAUUGGACGACAAACAUUUGUCCAUUGUGGGCCAUAACGAAGAGGUGGAGAUUUAUCAGGCAACUGCAGAGAAGAAUGUUCUGCCAGGAUGUCAAAGUGACAAUACAUGCAGGAAUGAGCCCUGUCUCAACGGUGGAAAGUGUCAAAUCACCUGGAAUGAUUUCAAGUGUGACUGUUCCAUUAACUUCUCUGGACGACUGUGCGAGAAACGUUUGUGGUGUGUCGAAAACCCUUGCUUCGAAGGAGGGCAAUGUGUCGACCUAUUUGAUGGUUAUGAGUGUUUGGCUGAAGCCAUUUUCCAGGACAAUGCCCUUGAGUAUUUUGCCAACAGCUCCCUGUUGAGCCCAGUAACAAACAUCACGAUGGACAUUAGAACACGGGACGACAACGGUAUCUUGUUGAGGGCCGAGAGCCAAGCUGAGGUAUUCUGUCUGGGUCUCCUUAAUUCCACACUUCUGGUCAAAAUGGACACUGGAACGAGUGCAGACCUGCUAGCUUUUACCAGUGACAGGGCCAUUGCAGAUGGGGCAUGGCAUCGCAUCCAGUUGACCAUGAUCGACCCUUCACAGUCAGUGUCCCGAUGGCGUCUCACUGUAGAUGGGCAGACAGCGGGUUGCAGCCUUGGAGUUGCUGGCAACCUUAACUUCCUCAAUGAUACCAAAAUUUGGCUGGCGGAGAAAUAUGCUGGAUGUUUGGGGGAAGUGAGAGUCGGUGGAAUCUACCUACCAAUUUUCAGUGUACCAGACGCCCCUCAGAUAAGUCAUUUCUCCAGACUGAGUGGACAUGAGCCAAACUUCGGAUGCAAGGGUGCCCCAGUUUGUGACUCUCAGCCAUGUUUCAAUGAGGGUGUGUGCCAAGACCAUUUCAAUGAGUUUAACUGCAGCUGCAACCCAGGGUGGGAGGGAGAACUAUGUGAGGCCGAGAUAAAUGAGUGCUCUUCUGGACCCUGUGUCUAUGGGACAUGUAAAGACCUUCUGGCAGACUACCAGUGUGACUGCGAGCCUGGAUAUAUAGGGAAGAACUGUCAGGAAGAAGUGGAUAACUGUUUGGAGUUUAGCUGCUUAAAUGACGGUACCUGUGUGGAAACAAUGGUAACUCAUACCUGUGUAUGUCCUCCUGGAUACGUGGGCAAACGCUGCCAGCGGCGAUUCCCUCCAGCAGCAUGUGAUGCCAAAACAGAGUGCCUUAAUGGAGGAGUUUGCAUAGGGGGGGACACUGGUGGCAACUGCACCUGCAAGCCAGGGUACACUGGUGCCAGGUGUGAGACAGAAAUAGACGAAUGUGAGUCCAGCCCUUGUCUCAAUGGUGCCACUUGUCUAGACAGAUUCAACCACUUCCAGUGUGUAUGUGUGCCAGGCUACAGUGGCACACUGUGUGAAAGCAAUAAAAGGGAGCAAAAAGAGCGGGUCCCUUGGCUGGUGGUGACCAUCCCCCUCAUCACAUUAUGUGUAUUACUAGCCAUCCUAGUUAUCUUUUUCCUCAUCAUGACGGCCCGGAAGAAGCGGCAGUCAGAGGGCACCUACAGCCCCAGCUCACAGGAGGUAGCUGGAGCCCGGCUGGAGAUGGGCAGUGUCCUCAAAGUGCCCCCUGAGGAGAGGCUAAUCUGAGACCUGCAGACUCAAAUUAGAGGCUGUGCGGAACUAGUAGAGAGCAGAAUAUCUAUGCUCUGAAAGGCAGUGCUAUGCCCCACCACUCCAAAAAAAAGUGGAAAGUCAGAUGGAUCUAUUGUCUAAAUGACCGAUGCUCCAUUUUGGGAGAACUACUGAUGUUGAAGCUUCAGAGCUGGAUAAGGUAAAAUCCAAUCAAAAGACAGGCCAUGGCAACGAUGGGUUUUCAAAGAUGUGAAAAGUCGCAAAGACAAUCUCAAUGUUUGAAGGAUUUCGACUCAAAUUUAGAACACAAUUAAUUAAUUCAUCAACUGAAGAAACCACAUUUUUAUUUAUAUUUAUAUUAAAUAAUGCCCUGUUUUCAAAGAUAGUUAAUGAAUUUCUUCCAAAUAUUGUGGAUGUUUACAUCUGGUUCAAAACAUGUGUCCUGACCAAUCCGAUCACAAGUGGACAGCUAUCUUUUGUUAUUUAUUAGAUAAUAUCGGCAAAAGUCAAUAUUUCAGACAUAUUCAAUUAUGUACUCUUGGUUUAUGACACUAUAUCAUUUAAGAACAAAUGUUUUUCAGAAUGUUUUUUUUUUAAAUUAUUAUUAUAUAUCUUACAUUACAGUCAAUAUUUUAUAUAAUUUUUAAUUGUAAACAGAGAGCAUUGACUUUCAAACUAAUACAUUUUAAGUAAGAUUCUAAGCUGUUUUUUUGUGGCAAGAGCUUAAAUUAUUAAAUCUGGCCCAUCCUAUUUUAAUUUAAAUCCUACGGACCAAAAGAGCAUUCAUGACUUCCAUCUUCCUUAUUUGCAGAUAAAUAGUAAUCAAAUGUUUGUACUCCAACAGUAACCCAUGAAGGCAUUAUAUUAACCACUAAGUAUUAAUAUAUGGUAAUUGACCUCAAGCAUCUUCAAUAUUAUUUGAUGCUGCACUGGCUAGGAUAUCUAAUAUACAGUAUCUGUCAUUGGUAUUCAACCUACAAUGAGUUUGGCCCAAAAUUCUCAAUAUUCCUGCAUUAAUAUUAUGAAAGUAAAGUUACAAGAAUAACAUUGCAAACAGACCUUUGUGGUGGUAAGCCACAGCUACGCUGGGGUAGUCUAGCACAAGCGUGGCUGCCAUUUUGCACCUAUGGCCCCUCUGAUCACCAACAAACAGCCAACCACAGUGAGUCCGAGGCAAUGUGGGUUAAGUGUCUUGGCCAGGGACACACUGACAUGCGCUCGGGUAGGCACACGGACCAGUAACUCUCUGGUAGCAGGGUGUACACUUACCCUCUGUGCCAUACCACCAAGUGAUCAGUAUUAUUUCAUGUGGAUUUAAUUACUAAUAUCGUAGGUAGGACUUGUUGAAGGUUGAAUUGGUAUUAGUCUUUUUAUUUUCUAGAAAGCACUGAAAUUACACAUUAUUGCUUCUAUGAGGCACAGAUUAGCCACACUGUAAAUAUGUACUAUGAGAAAACAUUUUCAAAUGAUUUUGUGGAAAUUUGUGUUUUCUAUUUUGACCUUUAGAAUGUGACAGCAAAAAUAAAAAUGUAGAGAAAUGACACAAUAAUUGUUUUUGAAGGCGUAUGAUGACAAAUUAACACGAAUACUCCAAUUGAGAUCGGAUCACUCAGGACGCAUAUGAUUAUACCAGGUCUACUCUGAACAGGACUAUUGUUUGAACUUAAAGGUCCCAUAUUUUGGCUAUUUAGACCUCCAUAGAGUGACUCUCUAACAUGGACUUAGUGUAAAAGUGACAAUUUCAUUUAAAAAAAAAACCUUGGUUUUGUCAUACGAGUGUCCAGAAAAGGCCCCUCUGACAGCUACUUCUGUUUGACCCAGUUUUGUAUCCGCUUUGUCCAUAUUUGGCUAAGACUACCGAGCGAGCAGGUCUGCCCCCUUUCCUGAUUGGUUACCUCCAUGUAGAAGACCCACUUGUGAGAGCACGCAUGUUAUGUCGACAGCACUGGAAGGCAGAGUUCUUCACUAGUGACGUCGAUAAGCUCAGGAAAUUCGUGUUACCGGAUUUCAGGCCUCUCGGCAGAAAAAUGUCUGGAACUCAGGAAUGCGUGGAAGAUUCAUCCAUCCAUCCAUCCAUUUUCAACCGCUUAUCUGAGGCCGGGUCGCGGGGGCAGUAGCUUUAGGAGGGACACCCAGACUUCCCUCUCCCCAGCCACUUCAUGCAGUUCUUCCGGGGGGAUCCCGAGGCGUUCCCAGGCCAGCCGAAGAUCUCUCCAGCGUGUCCUGGGUCGUGCCCGGGGUUUCCUCCUGGUGGGACGUGCCCGGAACACCUCACCAGGGAGGCGUCCGGGAGGCAUCCAAAUCAGAUGCCCCAGCCACCGCAUCUGGCUCCUCUCGAUGUGGAGGAGCAGCAGCUCUACUCUGAGAUCCUCCCGGAUGACCGAUCUUCUCACCCUAUCUUUAAGGGAGAACCCGGACACUCUGCGGAGGAAACUCAUUUUUGAAAUUCUGUCCAUAAAAGUUAUGAACAGAAUCGGUGACAAAGGGCAGCCUUGGCGGAGUCACAACCCUCACCGGGAACGAGUCCAACUUACUGCCGGAUAUGCAGACCAAACUCUGACUCCGGUCGUACAGGGACCGAACAGCCCGUAUCAGGGUGUUCGGUACCCCAUACUCCCGAAGAACCCCCCACAGGACUCUCCGAGGGACACGGUCGAACGCCUUCUCCAAGUCCACAAAACACAUGUAGACUGGUUGGGCGAACUGCUAUGCAAUCUCAAGGAUCCUGCCGAGGGUGUAGAGCUGGUCCAGUGUUCCACGGCCAGGACGAAAACCACACUGCUCCUCCUGGAUCUGAGAUUCGACUUCCUGACGGACCCUCCUCUCCAGCACCCCUAAAUAGACCUUUCCAGGGAGGCUGAGGAGUGUGAUCCCCCAGUAGUUGGAACACACCCUCCUCCUCUUAAAAAGGGGGACCACCAUCCCAGUCUGCCAAUCCAGAGGCACUGUCCCUUAUGUCCACGCGAUGUUGCAGAGGCGUGUCAACCAGGACAGCCCCACAACAUCCAGAGCCUUUAGGAACUCCGGGCGAAUCUCAUCCACCCCCGGGGCCUUGCCACAGAGGAGCUUUUUAACCACCUCAGUGACCUCAACCCCAGAGAUAGGAGACCCCGCCUCAGAGAACCCAGACUCUGCUUCCUCAUGGGAAGGCAUGUCGGUGGAAUUGAGGAGGUCUUCGGAGUACUCUCCCCACCGAUUCACAACGUCCCGAGUUGAGGUCAGCAGCGCCCCAUCCCCACUAUACACAGUGUUGGUGAUGCACUGCUUCCCCCUUCUGAGAUGCCGGAUGGUGGACCAGAAUUUCCUCGAACCCGUCCGGAAGUCUUUCUCCAUGGCCUCACCGAACUCCUCCCAUACCUGAGUUUUUGCUUCAGCGACCACCAAAGCUGCAUUCUGCUUGGCCAGCAGGUAACCAUCAGAUGCCUCAGUAGUCCCAAAGGCCAAAAAGGCCCGAUAGGACUCCUUCUCCAGCUUGACGGCUUCCCUCACCGUUGGUGUCCACCAAUGGGUUCGGGGAUUGCCGCCACGACAAGCACCGACCACCUUACGGCCACAGCUCCGGUCAGCCGUCUAAGCAAUGGAGGCGCGGAACAUGGUCCACUCAGACUCGAUGUCCUCCGCCUCCCCCGGAACGUGAGCAAAGGUGGGAGUUGAAACUCCUUCUGACGGGGGAUUCUGCCAGACGUUCCCAGCAGCAUGCGUGGAAGAUUGUAAUUCAUAUUUCACAUGUUUACUGAGGCACCAUGGAGACAAUAUUACAUUACCCAUAUUACCGAAAUACUAGAAAAAGUUGGUUUGGCAAAAUACGGGACCUUCAAGUGACACUGGAUUUUAGUUUUUUAUGUCUAUUUUACAUGGGAUUUUUGUAUUUGUAUUGUAAUUGUUCCCAACAAAUCCAUCAUUAUAGUUACUUUUUAUGUUAUAUAGAAUGAGAAUAUGAGAAGACUUAACAUAUACACAGGCAUAUACUGUAUGCACCAAUCAAGCAUAGCAUUAUGACCAAUAAUAUUCAAUACAUGAGGUGUAUCAAAUAUUCUGCCUUUACAACGAUAAUAGUCAGUCUACAAUAAUAAACACAUUUUUAAAUGAAUACCCGACAUCUGACAGUGUCAAUCAAAGCAGAGCACCUAAAUCGGAAUAUUUAAUACUGCUCUUGUAAUGUAAUUGUGCAAGGGGUCAUAAUGUUGUGGCUGUUCGGAAUACACGCCUGUCUCAACAUAGCCACAUACAUCUAUCCAUCCAUUCUCAACACCGCUUACCCUGGUUAGGGUCGCAGGGUGCUGGAACCUAUCCCAGCUGACUUCGGGCGAAAGGCGGACUACACCAUGAACUGGUCGCCAGUCAGUCGCAGGACACAUAUAGACACAGACAGCCAUUCGCACUCACAUUCACACCGUCAUUGAGUGGGAGCUGAACCCACGCUGACUGCACCAGUGUCAGGCGAGUAUACCACUCCACCAUCAGUGACUCAUAGCCACAUCAUUUAACAUAUUGAAUAUGUUGAUUAUUUGUAACAAAGUAGAAAUGCCAGUUGCGGUGAUAACAUGUCUGUGACGGCCCCCCAUAAUGCAAGCCCAAUGUCGAGUACGGUUUUCAUUACCAUGAUGAUUAGUGGAAAAACCAGGAUGUGAUUACUUGUUGACCAGAGUCUAAAAAAGUGAGUCUGCACUUCAGCACAUCAACCAAGCGUCCAACUUACACUUGUAGUGUGCGGAUCCAUGUAUGUGCUCCAUGCAGUGGAGCUUGCUCUCAGACACGUUUUUGGAAAUAGGCAGCUCACUAAAAAUGUAUCGGGUUUGUGUAAAUUCCCACAUUUAUCGGGUGUGCACUCAGAGACCCAACAAUACAUAUACAAGCAAUUUUAAAAAUACAUUUUCCACAGUAAGGAGGAAAAUAGAUUAUGACUGAUUCUGAUCGGGGCGGCAGGGUGGCCGACUGGUUCUGAGGACCCAGGUUCAAAUCCGGCCUCGCCUGUGUGGAGUUUGCAUGUUCUCUCCGUGCCUGCGUGAGGUUUCCUCCCAUAUCCCAAAAACACGCAUGGUAGGUUAAUUGAAGACUAAAUUACCCGUAGGUGUGAAUGCAAGAGCGGAUGGUUGUUUGUCUAUGUGUGCCCUGUUAUUGGCUGGCGACCAGUUCAGGGUGUACCCCGCCUCUCGCCCAGAGUCAGCUGAGAUAGGCGCCAGCACACCCGUGACGCUAGUGAGGAUAAGCGGUAUGGAAAAUGGAUGGAGGGAUGAUUCUGAUCAGAUCGUUCAUAGCUAACUAGGACCCUUUCAAUAUCACUUUGUUGUUUGUUUGUCAUCCAUUAUGUUCAAUGUGAACACACAAUUAAUUUUGUCACAUGCAGAUUACAGGUUCCUCUUCUAUUCAUUUUUUAAUGUUCAAACUUGCCACCUCCAACUGAAAGUGUGUUUGACUCAGUCAGACUAAAGAAAACUGGUGUCAACAUAUCUGAAGGACAUAGACAACUGCAUAGUGUCUGAAAAAUCACUUGACUUAAACCUCUAAAUGAUCCCUCAGAUCACAUUUAGAUGGUUUUUAUCUUCGAAUGUGUCUUAAAACUGGAAUUUGUGAAAUUAGUGACGGAUGGUUUUGAAUACGGAUGGUUUUGAAUACACACACUGACUCAACACACUGAUAUGUAAUGACUGCUGUAAUAUGACUCGAGGUGUAAACCUUUUGUGGUCACCAUUAAUGUAUGUAAAUAUGAUGUGAAUGCUUUGUGUUUUCUGUGUUGUUUGGAAUAUUCAGCAUUUCCUGUGUUUUCAGUUUUUUUUUUUUUUUUAACAUAUUCAAAGUGGAUGGUAUUUAAUUGAGAAACGCAUUACUGGGAUCUAAUGUAGUCACAUCUCACUGCCACAGUUUCCUCGAUGAGAACGAACACAUUAUAGUACAUUGUAUUAUUAUUUUCUGGAGGUAUAAAAACUGGAAGUAGCAUGAAUCUGUGUCUAAAGACAUGCAGGCAUACUGUACAUAGGUCAGUCCUGGCCAGUUUUACUCGCUGUACAGUUCAGUCUGGUGUCACUCAUUUAUUCCAGACAAAGUACAUAAGAAAACAAAUCAAUCAGGGACAAAAUGUGAAAUAUAUUGGUGUUUUUUUUGUUUGUUUGUUUUGAUUUUUAAACAGAAAUAUACGGUUAAUUUAAAUAAGAAAAAGGUCAAUUUAAUCUAAUCAUAGUUGUUUGAUUAUUAGUCAUUGUCUGGCUUAAUGAAACAGCACAAAUACAACAAGAUAGACUUCCUGCAUCUAUAGCACCAAUGCCUCCAUGGGUCAUCAUUGAACACAUUGUUACCAAAUAAACAGGUGAUGGAUAUAAGUCAUUAAAUUGCAAUGAUAGAGAAUCAAAUUGUUGUGCACAUGACCAACAGAAUUAAGCAGUUCAUUAACCAAUCCCAGGCUGGACUAGAACCCUUAGUUCCAUAGAAUUCCCACAUAGAGCAUAAUUUAAAUGUGCUAAUGUUUUCUCUUGUAUGUGUUUUGUGAGGCCAAUGUUUUUUUCAGAAAAUAAGCAUUGGGCCAUGAGAGCAAAUCCCUAGUCUUUUUUGAUGCAUUAAUUGAUGUUUUUUUAAUACUUUUUUUCAAUGUGGGUGUUUGUGUUGGUUUAAUCUCCACUAUAACCCUCCUCAUCCACCCACCUUUCCCCUUCAUGCAGAGCUCCAUUGUACUGGUGCUUCUCCUCUAACUUAUGUUUACUCCAACAGCCUUUAUGAAGGUAUCUCUAUGAAGGUAUUGGGAUUACUUAGUUCCCUUGUAAAAUGCCUAAAGGGACUGCAGAGGUCUGUCUUGUGUAUGAUGAGAUGCAAGUUGUGCCUUCAUGUUUUCAAAUAUUUCUUUUUGUGGUAUUUAUUCCUGCUCAACUCAACAAAGGACAGCUGACUCAUCCCAUACACACAGCAAUUUUAAGUUGAUUGUGGUAUUAAACAGUGAAACACUGUUCUAAAGAAUAAAGGAAAAUCUGAUUCUGUCAUAUGUGUACAUUAUGGUUGAGAUCUCACUGGAGUCGUCAUUGUUGGACCAUGCAUAGUACAAUUCAAAACUGGAAGUGCUUUUCCAAAGUAUUAUGGGUUCAUGUUGUAUCACUUGUAAAUUUGUAUUGGAAAUAGUAAAUUUCAGCACCACAUUAAAACUAAUCAGAAAUAUACUACUUAUGCUUUCAUUUAGUUUGACCAUUUUCAAAAAAAUGGAUAACUUAAUGUGUAAUUAAGCUUUCAGAUAUCUGAUAACGUGUUUACUGUCCACCAGAAAUGAUCAAUCCCAAAAGUGGAUUGUUCCACAUUAUGUCGUAUGUAUAGCUGGAAUUGUUGCUCUUUGUAAACAAGAUGAAAUGUAUUUUUACAAUACAUUGUUAAAGGAAUAAUAAAGAAAUAGUGAUUGCCAUUUCA
Molecule: messenger RNA, 12000 nt
Organism: Phyllopteryx taeniolatus (common seadragon)
Lineage: Eukaryota; Metazoa; Chordata; Actinopteri; Syngnathiformes; Syngnathidae
Product: protein crumbs homolog 1-like
Biological process (GO): establishment or maintenance of epithelial cell apical/basal polarity; heterophilic cell-cell adhesion
Cellular component (GO): plasma membrane; protein-containing complex
Molecular function (GO): calcium ion binding
Source: RefSeq, a predicted model, not a curated record